UUAGCGAUCGCGGUGCGUUCAUGACUUAUUACUAUCGAGCGCGAGAGAAAAACAGCACCUGAACCGGUAACCGCGCGUGGUAACUUUUCGUCGUCUACGGCUGCGAUCGUUUGCUAGCUUAGAACAGCUCGGAGACUUGGACAAGAUUUAUUCUGCACGCGGCGAACGGUGAGGUUGCGAAAAGUACUACGAAGUGACGAACCUUUUCGAAGGCUGGAGGAAAUUGUGCAAUUUUCGUUAACAGAGGUGUACGAGCGGAAUAGUGAGAUUUUGUGUAAAGGAAAUGGUCCUUAGCGAGAGCCAGCUUGCAUUAUGUACGGUUUUCACAUUAUACCUGGGUGGUCUCCCUUUGAUGUACAGCCCGGCUCCAAGAGGCGACUGUGAAAACUGCUGUCCUAUUAGAGAGCCAAAAGAUAUUCAGUUUUUUCUCUUCACAAGAGAAAACCGCGAUAAAGGAGAUGUACUCUACGUUUCCGACAAGAAACAUCUGAGAAAGUCCCACUUGAACAGGACUAAUCCUUUGGUAAUCUAUAUGCAUGGCUUCUCGGAGCGGGCACCAGGCGGCGAAGGCGAAAGCAGCAAGCAAAUGCGAGAUGCGCUGCUCGACGCAAACGAUUACAACGUAGUCCUGGUAGACUGGAGCCCACUAACGGCGUUGCCCUGGUAUGUCAAUUCGGUGCAGAAUGGACCACGAGUCGGACGAUACAUUGCCCGGUUUAUUCGUUUCCUCGUGCUUUCUGACUUUCCGCUGCAACAGAUUCAUCUGAUAGGAUUCAGCCUCGGAGCGGAAGUGGCCGGGUUUGCUGGCAAAACAAUGAACGAGUGGGGCAUGAAGCUGCCGAGGAUAACGGGAUUGGAUCCCGCCUUUCCACUGUACGUAUUUGAGCGUGCCUCGCAGCGACUCAGUCCGAACGAUGCCGAAUUUGUGGACGUUAUUCACACCGACGGAGGACUGCUGGGCUAUCCUUGGCCUCUGGGACAUGUUGAUUUCUAUCCGAACGGUGGUGUCCCACUGCAACCGGGAUGUGCGCAGCAGGAGCUGGCAAAAAAUCGUUGGUUAGGGGUUAUAAUCGGUUGCAGUCACGCGCGUGCUUGGCAGUAUUUCGCAGAAUCGUUGGCCAGACCGAAAAGCUUUCUGUGCGAUCGCUGCGAAAACAGCGAUGACACUACUGAGGAAGAUUUUACCACAAGCAGCAACAGCAGAAGCACGCGGAGCAGCAGCAGUAAUUGCACAAUGAACAAAGAGGUCUAUAUGGGAAUGCAUGUGGAUAAAAGUUUACGAGGAAAGUUCUACCUAAGUACAAAUCCUGAACCACCCUUCGGGAAAAAUCUUCCGUUAAAUUGAGCUAGAUUUAACAGUGGAUUGAUGUGUUCAUUUUGUGUACAUAGUAGCGGUUAAACUAAAGUAGACAUAAUUUUAAGUAGGAUUUUAUUAAUUCUGUAUCGUUCCGAAUAAAUAUUAUUAUACUUUGUAGACAUUAAAA
Molecule: messenger RNA, 1484 nt
Organism: Wyeomyia smithii (pitcher-plant mosquito)
Lineage: Eukaryota; Metazoa; Arthropoda; Insecta; Diptera; Culicidae
Product: phospholipase A1
Exons: 6
Coding region: 284-1345 (353 amino acids)
Biological process (GO): lipid metabolic process
Molecular function (GO): lipase activity
Source: RefSeq, a predicted model, not a curated record